CCCGCUGUUUCCAGGGAGACCUUGGACCUCCGGAGACAGCUUUGCCACGAAAGCCGCUUUGCCACGGGCUGCCACGCUGUGCCUGGGGGGGCUUGCUGGGCCGGCACACUUCCGUGGGUGGCCCUAUCAGCCCAGCUGUCCCCGCGCCGUCGGCUGCCGCCCCGCGCGCCUCUCCCACCGCCCUGCGCCGCGCUCGGCCCGGCAGAACCCCCCGCUCCCGGCUCGGCCCCGACCCUGCUGCCAGGGCUGCGGCUCCAUGAGACAUUGCCAUGGCGUUUUCAUCCCGGUUUGCGUUCUGGGAGCAAAAGGUCAAGGACGAGGACAAAUCCUUAGCUGUGAAAAGACCCGGGAAGGAGGAUGGGGCUUCAGAGACCCCCAAGGAUGCAGCAUCUGCACCCCCGAAUCCUGAGCCCCCGACUCCUGAGCCCCCGAAGAGCCCCGAGCCACCCCCUGGGCAAGGGAAGAGCCCGGAGCCCGUGAUGAACGGGGCGGCCGUGAAUGGGCUGGAGGGUCCGGCCACCGAGGCGCAGGGGGACGAUGGCCAGGGGCUGUCCCGCCGCAGGGUGGUCCGGGUGGUGCGCAAGGUGGUCCGCAAAGUCCUGCCGGGGGAGGACGCCGGCGGCACCAAGGAGCCUGGGCGAGACUCCAAGUCUCCCGAGCCAGUGCCGCCCCCCAGGAAGGAGGAGACGGGCCGUCCUGCUGUCCCGGCUCCCCCGGCCCCGCCGCCUCCUCCCACCAUUCCGGCAGCACCCACCAAACCAGAGCCCAAGGAUGAGAUCUCAGCAGGGCUCAAAACCCUCAUGGCGAAAGGCAAAACUAAAGAGCACCGGCCACGGCUCCGGCCAGGGGACAAGAGGGAGGAGAAGUCCCCCGAGCCAGCCGGGGGGGACGCGAAGCCGUCCCUGUCCCCAGGCGCCGAAGCCAAGCCGGAGCCCCCGGCGCAGCCUUCGGGAGGGAAAGCGGAGCCCACAAAGGCACCCGCUCCGAAACCCACCGCCCUGGAGAGGCACAAGAAGCUGCAGCCCGGUGAGAAGCGGCCGACCCCCACGAAAACUGCCCCGGCACCCCCCCAGCAGGCUGCCCCCGGCCCCGCAUCCCAGCUGAGCCCGUCGGAGGAGGCACAGCGCCGGCUGGAGAGGAUCUUCACCGCUUCUCUGGACCCCGCCGCCCCCGCCUCGGCACCCAGCCAGGUAUCGUACCCCCGUCCUCAGGAGCCCUCUGCCUCCGCCAGCGACCCCCCGCCAUCCAUCUGGGCUGGUGUCUGCGCCCGCGCCUCGUGCUGGAGCGGUCAAGCGGACGAUGCCCCGGCAGCCCCCUUUGGCCCCGUCCCUGCUGCAGCUCAGGCCAAGACAGAGGAGCAGAUAGCAGCUGAGGAGGCCUGGUAUGAGACCGAGAAGGUGUGGCUGGUGCACAGGGAUGGGUUCUCCUUGGGCAGCCAACUGCGGCUGGAGGAGGGCAGCCCCCUGCCCGAAGGCAAGGUGAAGGUGAAGCUGGACCACGAUGGAACCGUCCUGGAGGUGGAGGAGGACGACGUGGAGAAGGCGAACCCCCCCUCCUGUGACCGCGCAGAAGACCUUGCCAGCCUCCUCUACCUCAACGAGUCCAGUGUGCUGCACACCCUGCGGCAGCGCUACGGCGGCAACCUCCUGCACACCUACGCUGGCCCCACCAUGGUCAUCAUCAACCCACUGAGCUCCCCUUCCAUGUACUCUGAGAAGGUCAUGCACAUGUUCAAAGGGUGCCGCCGGGAGGACACGUCCCCUCACAUCUACGCGGUGGCCCAGGCCGCCUACCGCAGCAUGCUGAUGAACCGCCAGGACCAGGCCAUCGUGCUGCUGGGCGCCAGCGGCAGCGGCAAAACCACCAACUGCCAGCACCUCGUCCAGUACCUCGCCACCAUCGCCGGCAGCACCGGCAAGGUCUUCUCCGCGGAGAAAUGGCAGGCUCUCUACACCAUCCUGGAGGCUUUUGGCAAUAGCAGCACCGGCAUGAACGGCAACGCCACCCGCUUCUCCCAGAUCAUCUCUCUGGACUUCGACCAGGCUGGGCAGGUGGCAUCCGCCUCCGUACAGACGCUGCUGCUGGAGAAGCUGCGUGUCGCCAAGCGCCCAGCCAACGAGGCCACCUUCAACAUCUUCUACUACCUGCUGGCCUGCUCUGACAGCACCCUGCGGACAGAGCUUCACUUCAACCACCUGGCAGAGAACAACGUCUUUGGCAUCGCACCUCUCUCCAAGCCAGAGGAAAAGCAGAAGGCGACACAGCAGUUCAACAAACUCCAGGCUGCCAUGAAGGUCAUGGGCAUCUCCGGCGAUGAGCAGAAAGCCUUCUGGCUCAUCCUGGGGGCCAUUUAUCAUCUGGGGGCCGCUGGGGCCACAAAAGACGCCGACGAAGCUGGGAGGAAGCAGUUUGCACGCCACGAGUGGGCUCAGAAAGCCGCCUACCUGCUGGGCUGCAGCCUGGAGGAGCUCUCCUCCUCCAUCUUCAAGCACCAGCCCAAGGGCACCCUGCAGCGAUCCACCUCCUUCCGGCAGGGCCCCGAUGAACCUCCCCUGGGCGACGGCAGCACAGGUAGGGUGAGGGACAGUGGGGACAACGGGUGGCCCCGGGGGACAACGGGCUGGGAACGCUCAGGGUUGCCUUGGCCAGGUCCCAAACUGACGGCGCUGGAGUGCCUGGAGGGCAUGGCGGCCGGCUUGUACUCCGAGCUCUUCACCCUCCUCAUCUCCCUACUCAACAGGGCGCUGAAGUCAAGCCAGCACUCGGUGUGCUCCGUGACGGUGGUGGACACCCCCGGGGCACAAAACCCCGAGCUGGCGGGGCAGAGCCGGGGGGCUACCUUCGAGGAGCUCUGCCACAACUACGCCCAAGAGCGUCUGCAGCUCCUCUUCCACCAGCGCACCUUUGCCCGUGAGCUGGAGCGCUACAAGGAGGAGAACAUAGAGCUCGCCCUGGCUGACGCUGAGCCCGGCUCCUCUGACUCUGUAGCUGCUGUAGACCAGUCCUCACACCAGGCACUGGUCCGGUCGCUGGCCCGCACGGACGAGGCGCGGGGGCUGCUGUGGCUGCUGGAGGAGGAGGCACUGCAGCCGGGUGGUAACGAGGACACCUUGCUGGAGCGGCUCUUCUCUUACUACGGCCCCCAGGAAGGGGGCAAGAAAGGGCACAACCCACUGCUCCCCAGUGACAAGCCGCGACACUUCCUCCUGGGUCACAGCUCAGGGACCAACUGGGUGGAGUACGAUGCCACGGGUUGGCUCAACCACGUCAAGCACAACCCGGCCUCCCAAAACGCCUCCGUCCUGCUGCAGGAGUCGCAGAAGAAGGUCAUCAGCAGCCUGUUUGCCGGCCGCGGUGGGUCGGCGCUGGUGCUGUCGGGCUCAGUGGCAGGGCUGGAGGGGGGCUCUCAGCUGGCCCUGCGCCGGGCCACCAGCAUGCGCAAGACCUUCACAACCGGGGUGGCCGCUGUCAAGAAGAAGUCCCUCUGCAUCCAGAUCAAGCUGCAAGUGGACGCCCUCAUCGACAGCAUCAAGAAGUCCAAGCUCCACUUCGUGCACUGCUUCCUGCCCAAGGCGGCGGGGGGCGGCGGGGACCCCCGGGCUCUGCCGUGCCGGCGGGUGAGCGGCAGCGAGCUGGAGCUGCCGGCGGAGCACUGCGAGGCCGGGCUCAUGCAGCUGGACGUGCCCCUCCUGCGUGCCCAGCUCCGCGGCUCCCGAUUGCUCGAUGCCCUCCGCAUGUACCGCCAAGGGUACCCCGACCACAUGGUGUUUGCGGAGUUCAGGCGGCGCUUUGACGUCCUGGCCCCACACCUGACCAAGAAGCACGGGCGCAACUACAUCGUGGUGGACGAGAAGCGGGCGGUGGAGGAGCUCCUGGAGUCACUGGACCUGGAGAAGAGCAGCUACCACAUGGGCUUGAGCCGGGUGUUUUUCCGGGCCGGGUCGCUGGCCAGGCUGGAGGAGCAGCGGGACGCACAGACCAGCAGGAACAUCACCCUUUUCCAGGCGGCGUGCAGGGGCUUCCUGGCACGGCAGCAGUUCAAGAAGAGGAAGAUCCAGGAUUUGGCCAUCCGGUGCGUGCAGAAGAACAUCAAGAAGAACAAGGGGGUGAAGGGCUGGCCCUGGUGGAAGCUCUUCACCACCGUGCGGCCCCUCAUCGAGGUGCAGCUCACCGAGGACCAGAUCCGUGGCAAAGACGAAGAGAUCCAGCAGCUGAAGAGCAAACUCGAGAAGGUGGAGAAAGAGCGUAACGAGCUCCGGCUCAACAGCGACCGCCUGGAGAGCAGGAUCACGGAGCUGACAUCGGAGCUGACGGACGAGCGAAACACCGGCGAGUCAGCCUCCCAGCUGCUGGACGCUGAGACGGCGGAGAGGCUGCGGGCUGAGAAGGAGAUGAAGGACCUGCAGGCCAAGUACGAUGCUCUGAAGAAGCAGAUGGAGUCGAUGGAGAUGGAGGUGAUGGAGGCUCGGCUCAUCCGGGCGGCCGAGCUCAACGGGGAGCUCGAUGACGAUGAUUCGGGAGGCGAAUGGCGGCUGAAAUACGAGCGGGCAGUACGGGAGAUCGACUUCACCAAGAAACGGUUGCAGCAGGAGCUGGAGGACAAGCUGGAAGUGGAGCAGCAGGGCAAGAGGCAGCUGGAGCGGAGGCUGACGGACCUGCAGGCAGACAGCGAGGAGAGCCAGCGGGCGCUACAGCAGCUGAAGAAGAAGUGCCAGCGCCUGGCUGCGGAGCUGCAGGACACCAAGCUGCACCUCGAGGGUCAGCAAGGACGCAACCACGACCUGGAGAAGAAGCAGCGGAGGUUCGACAGCGAGCUCUCGCAGGCACACGAGGAGGCGCAGAGGGAGAGGCUGCAGCGGGAGAAGCUCAGUCGCGAGAAGGACGUGCUGGUGGCCGAGGUCUUCGGCCUCAAGCAGCUGCUGGAGGAUAAGGAUUUGGACAUCGCGGGGCUGACGCAGAAGGCAGAGGCGCUGGAGGCCGAGCUGCAGGACCUCUCCUCCCAGGAGUCGAAGGACGAGGCCUCCCUGGCCAAGAUGAAGAAGCAGCUGAGGGACCUGGAGGCGAAGGUCAAAGACCAGGAGGAGGAACUGGAUGAGCAGGCUGGGACCAUCCAGAUGCUGGAGCAGGCCAAGCUGCGGCUGGAGAUGGAGAUGGAGCGGCUGCGACAGACCCACGCCAAGGAGGUGGAGAGCCGCGACGAGGAGGUGGAGGAGAUUCGGCAGUCGUGCCAGAAGAAGCUGAAGCAGAUGGAGGUGCAGCUGGAGGAGGAGUACGAGGACAAGCAGAAGGUGCUGAGAGAGAAACGGGAGCUGGAGAGCAAGUUAUCAGCCGUCAGUGAGCAGGCCAACCAGCGGGACUUCGAGACGGAGAAGCGCCUGCGCCGCGACCUGAAGAGGACGAAGGCACUUCUGGCCGAUGCGCAGAUCAUGCUGGACCACCUGAAGAACAACGCGCCCAGCAAGAGGGAGAUCACCCAGCUCAAGAACCAGCUGGAGGAGUCAGAGUUCACCUGCGCGGCCGCCGUGAAGGCCCGCAAGUCGAUGGAGGUGGAGAUUGAAGACCUGCAUCUGCAGAUCGAUGACCUUGCCAAGGCCAAGUCAGCGCUGGAGGAGCAGCUGAGCCGGCUGCAGCGGGAGAAGAAUGAAGUGCAGAGUCGGCUGGAGGAGGACCAGGAGGACAUGAAUGAGCUGAUGAAGAAGCACAAGGCGGCUGUGGCCCAGGCAUCCAGGGACCUGGCGCAGAUGAAUGACCUCCAGGCACAGCUGGAGGAGGUCAACAAGGAGAAACAGGAGCUGCAGGAGAAGCUCCAAGGCCUGCAGAGCCAGCUGGAAUUCCUGGAGCAAUCCAUGGUGGACAAGUCGCUGGUAAGCCGGCAAGAGGCCAAGAUCCGGGAGCUGGAGACCAGGCUGGAGUUCGAGCGGACGCAAGUCAAGCGCCUGGAGAGCCUGGCCACGCGGCUGAAGGAGAACAUGGAGAAGCUGACGGAGGAACGGGAUCAGCGCGCGGCCGCCGAGAACCGGGAGAAGGAGCAGAACAAGCGGCUGCAGCGGCAGCUCCGUGACGUCAAGGAGGAGAUGGGCGAGCUGGCCAAGAAGGAGGCAGAGGCCAGCCGCAAGAAACACGAGCUGGAGAUGGACCUGGAGAGCCUGGAAGCUGCCAACCAGAGCCUGCAGUCGGACCUGAAGCUGGCCUUCAAGCGCAUCGGGGACCUGCAGGCGGCCAUCGAGGAUGAGAUGGAGAGUGACAGCAAUGAGGACCUCAUCAACAGUUUGCAGGACAUGGUGGCAAAGUAUCAGAAAAGAAAGAGUAAACUUGACGGCGACUCGGAUGUGGACUCGGAGCUGGAGGAGCGUGUGGACGGGGUGAAGUCCUGGCUCUCCAAGAACAAAGGUUCCUCCAAAGCGCUCUCGGAUGACGGCAGCUUGAAGAGCAGCAGGUCAGCCCCGCCGGACGGUCCCGAGCCCGAGGAGCGACCGGUGUCGGUGUUGAGCUGCCUCAGCUAUAGGAAGCGUCCGGGUCUCAAAGACUCCAUAGGUGGCCGUGGGGAUGAGCAGACGCUUUUCAGCGCGCUCAGCGAGCGGCCACCAUCCCCUGAGCGUCCCGCACGGAGGGCGGCCCGGGGCAGCGAGCCCGAGGACCGGGCGGCCGUCAUCGCCCGCGCCUUCGCCGACGCCAGCGAGCGGGCUCGGCAAGGGUUGGGCAAGCGUUGGUCACUCUCGGCCGCUGAUGGUGAAAAAGCCUCCGUUGCCUCUGCCCCGGUGAGCCGGGCCUCCUCCACCUCCUGGAGGCUGGAGGAUGGGGAGGAGGGGGAUGAGAGAUGCUCGGUGUUGAGCUUCGCCCUCUCCAGCCCCGGGAGCUUGAGGAGCCGGCGUGGGGGACCUGAGGGUCGCCCCGAGUCGCGGCUCUCCCUGGCCCGCAGCCGCCUGGAGGAGGCGGAUGAGGGGUCCCGCGGGCAGCCCCCCCUGGGGCGCAGCUUCUCCGUGCCCCCCCGGCCCCGCAGCGCCGCCUCCGAGGAUGGCAGUCCCAGUGAUGUCCGCCCUGUGGGGCACCGCUCCUACCUCGACCCCGACCUGGAAGCCGCCAUCCAGGAGGUGCUGAGCUACCGCCCACCACGGGCCAGGGGCUGCUCCAGCCCCGAGGCCGACUCAGGGGACGACAGCCGGAGCGUACGGAGCGUGCGGAGCACACGGAGCGCAGCCCCCCUGGGUGCCGCCGACCGCCCCCCCGGCAGCAUCCGUCGCUCCGCGUCCGCCCUCGACUUCUCCCGGCGCUCCAGCCGGCGCCGCAGCAGCUCGGGCUCCUCCGAGGAAGAGGAGGAGCGGAAGAAGAAGAGCGCCAAGAAGCACUCCAAGAAGGCCAAGAAGAAAUCCAAGAAGAAGAAGAAGAAGCAGCAGUCGUCAUCCGACUCGGGUUCCUCCUCCGAUUCAUCCUCCGAUUCUUCCUCCGGAUCCACCAGCUCCUACCGCAGCACCUCCAGUGUCAAGAAGGGCCCACGGGCAGCGGGGGGCGAGGAGCCGGGACGACCCGGCCGGGGCAAAAAAGAGGAGAAACAGCGGAAGAAGCAGGUUGACAGCCUGAUGAUGAAGUACCUGUACCGCCCCGAGAGCGACUGAGGCAGGAGCCCCCCAGGCUCCCGGCACCACUUCGCCUUCGACAGAUGGGACGAGGAGCAGGACACCGGGGAGAGCACACGCCGUUCCUCCCGCAGCUCCCCCAGCGCCAGCGAGGCGGAGAGCCGGGCCGCCGAGACCCCCGCCU
Calidris pugnax (ruff) is the source of this 7758-nucleotide messenger RNA. RefSeq names its product myosin XVIIIA (gene MYO18A). NCBI's taxonomy places the organism in Eukaryota, Metazoa, Chordata, Aves, Charadriiformes, Scolopacidae. Gene Ontology annotation, molecular function: cytoskeletal motor activity; ATP binding; protein binding. Bases 270 to 7613 code for a protein of 2447 amino acids. The record is from RefSeq and is a predicted model, not a curated record. Gene Ontology annotation, cellular component: myosin complex. The transcript has 49 exons.